Gambusia affinis (western mosquitofish) is the source of this 3468-nucleotide messenger RNA. It is a transcript of the gene ankrd34ba, whose product is annotated as ankyrin repeat domain 34Ba. The transcript has 2 exons. Gene Ontology annotation, molecular function: protein binding. The record is from RefSeq and is a predicted model, not a curated record. Lineage: Eukaryota; Metazoa; Chordata; Actinopteri; Cyprinodontiformes; Poeciliidae. The coding region runs from base 157 to 1749 and encodes 530 amino acids.
CUCCUUUCUCUUAGAGUGACACACAUAGAUCAUCGCUUCAGUUUGCUGCUCUGCAUCAGAAGAUUGAACGUCUGCAGAAGGAUACUGAUCCUGACUGACUGAAAGCUGACAUCGGUCCCAGAACAUCUUGAGAAUCUUAAUCUGGGGCCAAGAGUGAUGGAGGCAGAGGUCUGUAAUCCGGGCAUAGCAAUGGAUUCAGGUAACCCGUUGCUAAAAGCAGUUUUCCUCAGACGACUGAGGCUCACCAGGCUGCUUUUAGAGGGCGGGGCAUACAUCAAUGAGAGUGACAGCCAAGGCCAGACACCCUUAAUGGUGGCUUGUCGGACCAAGCAUACCGACUCGCAGAGCGCCAGUCGGGUUAAGCUGAUCCAAUUUCUCUUGGAGAGAGGAGCAGAUCCAAACAUUCAGGAUAAGGAAGGACGCUCUGCGUUAAUGCAUGCCUGCCGAGAUCAGGCCGGUCCCGAGGUGGUGUCUUUGCUCCUGGCCAGCGGAGCCGACAUCAGCUUAGAGGACCAGUCCGGAACGUCGGCGUUGGUCUACGCGGUCGUGGCCGGAGACUGGAAGGUACUGAAGCUUUUGCUCGACACAUGCAAGGCAAAGGGGAAGGAGGUGAUCAUCAUAACCACCGACAAGUUUCCAAAUGGAAACCUGCCAGCCAACCAGUACCUCAGCAUGCCUGUAGCCAAUCCCGUCGAUGAGACCGAUCCGAUUACAGCAGCGGCUCCUGCGUCUCCCUCUGAAAUACAGCUGAUCACCUCCCCGCAGUGCACGUCCUCCUCUUUAUGUCCCCCCAAGCAGGUGUUUUCUUUUAAAGAAGGACAGAUCUGCGGUGCCAGCUCCCAUCCGUGUUCACCGUCUCGAUUUCGAGGACUCGGACAAGCAACGCCCGGCGGACUACAGCAACCUCUACAGAGACUGAACUCUGAGCCUUGGUUAAAGAUACCAGCAUCUUUGCUUACUCAACCACGCCAUGCAACUUUUAACAUGACUGAAGAUAUUUCCUUUACAGUUCCCAACCUGGAGAGGGACAGCAGCAACAGCCCCAAAGGCUUCAGACAUUAUGGAAGAAGAUUAGCAAAGGACAGAAGCAUAGAAGAUGGGAAUAAUGACUGUAGUGAACAUGAAGGAGACAUGAUUUCUUUAUCAGGUCUGCUUUCGUCCCACUCUGCCUCUCACCCCAACCUGCACUCUGAAACUCACGGCACAGACCCAGCCGCUGGCUCUUCAGCUCUUUGUAGUGGCAGCAACCUUGGUGCGACCUUUCACGGCAUGGCCUCAUCGAGCCUUCAUCAUGUCAUACAGACACACAAGCUGAGCGGAGAUAUCUACGGCUCCGACCCACAGCUAGCUGUGGGUCUUCAAAGUCUCUCUGAAGAACAGAGAGACAAAGCCCCGUUAGAUGGCAAGAAACUGGCGCCGCUGCGUUGCUCGACCACGAUGGGCUCCAGGGACUCCCUGAAAGGCCACAGCAAGAGGGUGUUCUCUUUGUAUGAGCGCAGGGGUUCCGGGACGUUCCUGCUGGACCACAACCAUCAGGCCAGGCCUAGAUCUCUGCCGCCGUUGACCAAAAAUCCCAACAUCAACGUUGCCAGUAAUGGUUUGGGCAACGGAAGCAUUUUCUCUGAAAAAGAGCUCGGUCCGAAGGGUUUCCUGCCCUGCGCCCCGCCUGGUCAGCCGAAGGAACUGACCCGGAGGAUGCUGUUGAGGAGACACUCGAUGCAGACCGAACAGUUCAAAAGCUCCGUCUGAAAAUGAGCGACAGGGAAAGAGAGUGUUCACUGUGUUCAAGGCGGUUACUGUUGUGAAAUCAUUGUGAGACUUUAUACGAUAAAAAAAACCAACAAAAAAAACAAAACAAAGUAUACUCAAACACACACUGGGCCUGACAUAGAAAACAGGCCACACAGUACAGUGCUGUGAAAAAGUCUUCAUCCCCCCUCAAGAUUUCUUCUUUUUUUUUGCUUUUCUGGUAAACUUAAAUGUUGCAGAUUGCAAGACAAACAUAUCUAGACUAAAUAUGAUGAGCAAUUUCCAAUGAUCGUCUGUUUUAUUAAUGGAAAUGUGAUAGCCAAACCAACCCUCUAAUCCAAACCUGGUUGUCCCGAUAAGGGCGAGACAAGAGAUUAAAUGUUUGCAAUCACUGAGUCAAUGAGAAAAUCCUGAAGAAAAUAAUUGAUUCUGGAACUUAAGCUCAAGCAUUUUGUGUUAUGCACUGUCACUUGUCAAUAAAGAAAGCUUUUACAUUGGCCAGCUUUGUAAACCACUGAAAACACAUCUUUUCUCUUUGGCUUUAAGUUUUAGUGAUGCUUUAAAGUUCUGAUAUAUCUUCAUGUUCUUGUUUCCAUAAAUGUUAGUUAUCUUAACCCCGUUUUUUUAAUCCUAUCUUAAUUUACCUCCAUUUUAUCAUAUCCCUCUUAUCAACCGUUUGACAAGAAAAGGAUGCAAAACACAGCGCCAAGUCUUCGUCUGUAUAGGAAGUAUUGCUGGUCAAAAUAUCUUCUGAUAAUUGUUGCUAACGAGAGUGGCAUCAGGUGCAGAUCUAUGUAAGACCAAGCUGGUUUGAACAACUUUUUCAUACUUGAAAGCACGUUUUUGAAUCCAGUUCUUCUUCACAGCUCUGUACCUCAGUGACGUUCCAACACCAGCAUGUGCUAUGUUGUUAGUUCCUUCAGGUUCUGUCCACUCUAUCCCAGGUAUGUUGUAAAAAUGACACUUUGUGCUCUCUGUGUACCUCUCCUCCACAUCUAGAUAGAUUUUGGGGGAUAACUUAAAAAAAAUAAAAUAAUAUACAGUCUACCAAUGUAGACGUGGAGAUUUUGGAAAUGCUAAAAUAUCAGCCUAAUUCAUUCUCUCUCACCAUCUGUGCUAAAAAUAAAAAACUAGCAGUGGAGCCUUUUGUAAAGACUUUCCCAAUGUUUCCAUGAAACUUUCAAGCAUGAACUGAAAAGCUUAAACUUUAUGUUGUCUGUAAUAACUAACGUAAAAAGUGAGCUUGAUGGGAAGUGAAUAAAUCCUCAGAGUGGAGGGAGGUUCCAGUUAGGCAGUUUUAGCAGAUUUACUAUUUAAAACUCAGCUUUUUUUUUUCUUUUAGCCAAACAGCUUGAACAUAUAGUUUGCUCGUUUUGAUGUCCAGCAUUAAGUGGAGGAAUAAUGUUGUUUUCUGCCCUGCUCUUGUAUAAAAGGCUUUAUCACGGCUUUCCAAUGAAGAGACAACACAGGAUCAAAGCCUGAAUUUAAAGUUUUACCUUCAAAAGUUACAAAAACAUUGAUGACGAUGUGUGCAGAAUUAGAAAAAUGAAUAGCAGUUAUGCCCCCUUGUGGUGAUAAUGACCGAUGAAUUACAAGACACCAAUUUACAAUGGAUAUUAAUACAAAUGCUAUAAAGUGUCUGAAUGAUGCUGCUGUAAAAAAAUAAAAAAAUAAAAAAAAUCGUCAUAUUAAUGUUUAAAAAUGUUUGUGAAAUUCUGU